Hippoglossus stenolepis (Pacific halibut) is the source of this 6311-nucleotide messenger RNA. RefSeq names its product nucleus accumbens-associated protein 1 (gene nacc1a). The coding region runs from base 577 to 2283 and encodes 568 amino acids. Gene Ontology annotation, molecular function: DNA-binding transcription factor activity, RNA polymerase II-specific; protein binding; RNA polymerase II cis-regulatory region sequence-specific DNA binding. Gene Ontology annotation, biological process: regulation of transcription by RNA polymerase II. The record is from RefSeq and is a predicted model, not a curated record. The transcript has 8 exons. NCBI's taxonomy places the organism in Eukaryota, Metazoa, Chordata, Actinopteri, Pleuronectiformes, Pleuronectidae.
UGUGUGUGUAGGGGGUCUGUGCCGGUGUUAGCUCCGCUGGAUCGAGGCUGAUGAUGAACGGUCCAGCGGAGACGGGACAAUAAAAAAGUUCGGGACGAGAGAGGAAGAAGGGCCCGGUUUGAACUUUAGCCGAUUCCAACUCCCCCCCCACACCCUCCCCUCCACGGUGAGCGCUGCCCUGCUCGCGGCGUGUGGGGGCUCGGUUAUAACUCCACGGGGCUGUUGUCACAAAUAUGUGAAAAUCCGAAGGCAUCCGGUUUUUUUUGUUGCUGCCGGGCACGAAAGCCCCCUGUGUGAGCGCCGGUUGUAAAAGAAUCGUGCCUUGUUGUGCUCCCGCCUCCUCCCCCACCCCCCCUGCUCCGUGCCGCACUGGUUCCGUCUGGCUCGCCCUCGGCUGCCGCUGCGUGUCCUGGGAUGACCUGUUGAUGUCGGUGGAAUGGAGAGUGACAGGGGCAGCGAUUUCCCCCAUCACCGAAGCGUUUAGAUCGGCAACAUUUCUGGGGGCUCCACGGCCGGCGUCGCAGCGCACCUCCCUCGCCCGCUCCGGCAACCUUUGGUGGUGUGCGCAGGCGCACCAUGGCCCAGACCCUCCAGAUGGCGAUCCCAAACUUUGGCAACAAUGUUUUAGAGUGUCUGAAUGAGCAGCGGCUGCAGGGCCUCUACUGUGACGUGUCCGUGGUGGUCAAGGGCCACGCCUUUAAGGCUCAUCGGGCUGUCCUGGCUGCCAGCAGUUCUUAUUUCCGGGACCUUUUCAGCACUAGCAGCAAUGGUGGAGGUGGCAGCAGCAAUGAGACCAGCGUGGAGCUCCCGCCGGCCGUGCAGCCCCAGAGCUUCCAGCAGAUUUUGUCUUUCUGCUACACAGGCCGUCUCAGCAUGACUGUGGGGGACCAGUUUCUCCUCAUGUAUACAGCCGGCUUCCUGCAGAUCCAACAGAUCAUGGAAAAGGGCACUGAAUUCUUUCUCAAGGUCUCCUCCCCCAGCUGUGACUCCCAGGGCCUUCAUGCAGAGGAGGCCCCACCUUCUGAGCCUCAGAGUCCUGUAACACAGACCAGUAACAGUGCAGCCCGGCCUACCUCCUGCCUGACGCCGCUCCCUCUGGUAUCACGAGUGAAGACAGAGCAACUGGCUAGCCAGCCGGAAGCAGCCACACCCUAUUCGGUGGUCUGCACCCCUGUAGCCAAGCGGUUGUGGGAGGGUGGCAGCAGCCGGGAUGGAGGUGGGAUAGGCUCAGGAGGUGGGGGUGGGGCCAGGAAGGCAGCCCGUUAUUCCCAGGAGGCGUUGCGGGGCAGCGCCAUCCAAAGCCCCGCAGCCCUCGGACUGGCCAUGGGUAUGGGAGCCACUGCAACCAGUCUGGCAGGCAUGGUGACCAGUGGCGGGCUUAGCGGCAAUACCAGCACCAACGGGAGCUCUGCAGCAGGACUCGGCAUGUCAGAGGGCGCCAGCCCCGGCACCCUGAGUACCUACACCAGUGACUCACCCAUCAGCUACCAUGAUGAUGAAGAGGAGGAGGAGGGGACAGAUGAAUGUGCUGAAGAGCAGUACAGGCAAAUCUGCAACAUGUAUACCAUGUACAGCAUGCUCAACAUGGGAGCUGCAGCAGCUGGCGAGCGUGUUGACGCUCUACCAGACCACACAGAGACACGGGGUCGGAUGCGAGGCAGAGAUCUUACUUGUCUCCCUGCAGAACUCAUCGCUCAGAUAGGCAACCGCUGUCACCCCAAACUGUACGAGGAAGGAGACCCCGCUGAGAAGCUAGAGUUAGUCUCAGGUUUGUUUCCAUGUACUUCUGUGUAUAUAUCGCGAGCCCAGCUAAUGAACUGUCAUGUGAGUGCUGGGACCAGACACAAAGUGCUGCUGAGGAGGCUGCUGGCCGCCUUCUUUGACAGGAAUACUCUGGCCAAUAGCUGUGGAACAGGCAUCCGCUCGUCCACCAAUGACCCGAGCCGCAAGCCCCUGGACAACAGAGUGCUGCACGCUGUCAAAUUUUAUUGCCAGAACUUUGCCACCAGCUUCAAAGAGAGCGAGAUGAAUGCCAUUGCAGCCGACAUGUGCACCAACGCCCGGCGUGUGGUCCGCAAGAGCUGGAUCCCCAAGCUCAAGCUGCUGAUGGCCGAGAGCGACGCCUACUCCGCUUUCCUCCCCGACAAUGUCAAGACGGAGGACGACACCCUGGGAGUGGAUCAAGCAUUUGACCCCUCCUCCCUGGAGGCGACCGGCGGUGCUGGCAUGGAGUCAGGUGAAUCACUACAAGGUGUGGGGGGGGACGGAGGACCUUUGUUUUGAACACUGUGUCUGGGGAAGGUUGAAAUUUGUUGACACACAUACCAGUACUCCCCAGUUCUGCUUGCCUCCUCACUCUUUGGCCCACACUGAUAUCUCACAUUUGACUGUCUAUGCUACACUGCUGGGGUUGUUGUUACCCUGAUGUAACCAGGACAUGAAAACUUAACUUGCUUUAUGACUGUACAACGGAGUUAGUCGAACGGGAGAGAGUUAGUUUCAACCUAACCGCCCUCUGCCUCCCCUUGUCUUUUUAAGGUGUGUAAGUGCAUCCACUGUUGCAUAUGAAAUACAUUCCCUGACGUGCGGGUGAUGGGGGAAGUUACCAGUGCAGCCCGGGGGGAGGAGAAAGGGGUUUGGCUGAUAGACAGAUUAGGAGUAGAGGUGGCGAGUAUAUUGAAUGUAAGUGUCAGUGGCAUUUUUCUCUAUGCAAGCCUGACACCUUGUAUUCCAGCCUCGGGGAAAGGAAAGUAAAUUUGUAAUAGAUACGUUGUUAAAAAUAAAUGAACACUACAUGUUCCUCCUCCUCCUCCAUCUUCCACUCAUCACCCUGCAGGUAUCCUUCACCCCCACCUCACCUCUCUUGAGACCAGAGAAUCUCACCUGAGUGUUUCACUGUGCGGUAUCUUAUAGAAAUAAAUCUGAUCUUUCUGUUUUCUAAUUCUUAGCAUAUAAAGUCUAAUUUUUGUUUGUCUAGCAACUGAAACGUGAUCCAGAGAGAAGGGAAAAGCUUUACUGAGAUGACUGUAAAGAAAACGGAAGGGCAACAGGUAAACAAAGACGGUCAUAUUUUUAGAAGACAAACUAUAUUUAUACGAGUGCCCAUGCCUAGGAUGGUGUGAGCGAAGAGAGCGAGAGGGAUUGUUUUAAAAUCUCGAUCUUCAUGUUUUAUUGAAAGUCGAACAAGGAGAAGUGCUAUUUUUGCAGAAAAAAGGAGCAUAAUAAAGCAGUCUUAUCAUAGGUCCCAUAGUCAUUUAUUUUUAUCUUUAUUUUACUGUGCGGAGUGAUGGAAUGAGCAGUUGAACUGCUAAAUUUGAAGCAUUUCAUCUUCUCUUCACAAGCUUAAAAGGAAUAAGACUGAUUCAGCUGGCUCGACUGUUUGUCUGUGAUAACCAUUUCUUGUUAGGUUAUGAACCUGCAGCGUUUACUUGUAGAAAUAUAAAGGUUACAUUGAUCUGACAACUCAGCUAGUUUCUUCUAUGUAAGAAAGGUAUUGAAAAGAGAAGGAAAAAAAAAUCUGCUGACAUUUUGUGGAAAUGCAAAAGUCAGAGGAAACAAUUGUGGAAUAUUGGAAUGUGCCUUUAAAUUGAAAUCAAUAAGCAGAAUGCUGGUGGGUUUGGUGACGUCAAUAGAGAUAUUGCUUGAAGAAAAUAGGUGCGAUGGUACUGUGUGUGUGUGUGUGUGUGUGUGUGUGUGUGUGUGUGUGUGUGUGUGUGUGUGUGUGUGUGUGUGUGUGUGUGUGUGUGUGUGUGUGUGUGUGUGUGUGUGUGUGUGUGUGUGUGUGUGUGUUUGAGACAUAGCUCUCUGCCAAUUCUGGUAUGUGGUUUAUUAACGUAUAUGCACCACCUCUUUAAUAUGGAAAAUUCAAAAUGGCUGACAGUUUUGUUUUAGAGUUUGAGAUGAUUUUGCACCUUCCAUGAGAGGAAGUGGGGGUUUCCGCACCUUAAUGACAAGAACCAGUGGUUCACGCACCUUUUGGAGAAAUGUUGUGUAGCAAUUGAAUCCCUUUAGGUGGAAUUUGUCAUUUUUUCCAUGUCUACCUGUGUUUCUUUUUUUCUUUUUUUUGUGGCACAAAGUCCUACUGUAAAUAAUCAAGAAGACUGUUGAGUUGAAUCCCAAGUGUUCCUCCUCUCUGUUGCUUGAUGUGUCUGAUUGCGACGCGACAAAAAGCUGACCUAUUUUUUAUGUGAACGUUAGUGUUGAAUGCAUGUUGACGAGUAGAAUGGAGAUCAGUACGGGGGCAACAUUAUUCCUGUUGCAGGUGGAUAUAUAUACGUCUGAGUCAGGAAUGUGCUCUCAUCCUGAAAUGCUCACACCGAUGACUGAUUACUUUCUCCCUCUGGAAAGGCAUUUCUAAAAAAUAAAAAAAGGGUUCUAUUUUUCUGAAGACUGGUACAGUGUAAAAACUGGGAAGGAAUAUUUGCUUCUUACUCAAGGCAGUUGAGUCCAUCUUAUUAGAAUAAAUCACUUUAAGCAUGUUAGAUACAGCGCAACCUAUUUUCAUUAUUGUUUAAAGUUAUAAGAGUUUGCUUCGGUGCUUUGACGGGGAGAUAUAUAUGAAUAGAACAAAAAUGCAGUACCUUAUAAGUAUAAUAAAGUAUAAUGACAAUAAAACCUCACAUUUGCAUUUGACUGUAGAUGCCAAAUGAGCACCCCCCCUCCCCCACUUACCUCCUCAGUAUCUUCGAAGACUGUUGCGCUUCCUGUCCCUCAUGCAGCUGGUGUCAUGGUUCACUUCCACAAGUUUAUUCAUGUGUGUCUGAGAGAGGCAAAGCAGUGGUUUCACGUAGUUAAAUCUGAAUUGUUAUACAUGUACGUUUGAUUUGCUUAGUGGAUUUCAGGUGUUAUUUUUGUAACAGGACCCAAAGUCUACAGUUCAACACAGUUUUAAUUAUGACAGCACUGUUACAGUUAGUCCCUUGUAUUAAAAUCCAAAAUCCAUUAAAUAGUUUGCUGGGAAAUCGCAUGAUGUUACACUGAAGAUUUUCACAAAGCUAAAAACCUCAACACACUUUUUAAAAAUGAAUCCUUUGUAAUGGCAGGUUGACAAGGAAGGGCCCCACACGGGCCUCUGAAUUCAAUGUAGGGAGAUUUGGGAGCCUACUCACAUAAUUCUAUGACAAAGUUAACUUCUGAAUAUCUCAUGAUAUCUCAACGUCUAUCAAAUCUGUUCAUGUUCCUGCUAAAUGAUGAGGAGGAGGUUGGAAAAAAGCCAAAUUAUUGUUUAAAUUGCCAUGAUUACAGGAUUUUGUGUGAUUGUGUGUGUCCCAGAAGUGUAUCAGUGAAAUAUGAUGACCAUUGACACCCAUAGAAAUGAGAGUGCGAUAGAAAAAAAGAUGAAAAUAAAAAGUUUUUUAAAGCAAGAAGCAAUAAGGGCUUAAAUGAGCUUCUGACUGUAACCGUCAACUCUGUUCUGACUAAAGCUGAAAUCUCACCAGUGAACUAAUUAAGUACAAGGAAGCCAUAUGAGUCUGCUCUCACUAAACAGUGGCCCAGUCCAAAUACAGAGAUAUCCACACUGCACCGUUGAUAAAGUCAGAAAAUCCUGCUGUUGUGCCUCACAAGCAAAGCUUCACAACACUGGUUUAGACACUAUGUUGAGAUCAGUUGAAUCAGCGAAGUAGAAAUAACUAUGGUUACGGUACAUGUCAGGGGUUUUACCUACUGUAAGCUUUCAGGGCCAAUUCCAUUUCUUUUGACUCAGUAAGAGUCCAUCACUCACAACCUACUCGCACAGCUCUUCACCGCAGUAGGUGUGCCAGUGUGGUUGUGUUUUACUUUGUGUGCGUUCGAAGCAAAAUGUUUCUGUACCUUUUCAGCGUUUGUGUUUACACUUCACAAAACAUGUAGACCUACACACUUGAAUGGAUAAGGUGUGGCACGGCAUGGGGAACUUUUUGUCACUAAACAGUACAUAUAUAAAUAUGAUUAUAUACAUGUAUAGAUAAAUAUUGUAUAUUAUAUAUAGACGCACACAUAGAGGUCAGAUUGUUUGUUGUGCACUCACAGCAUGAGGUAUAUAUUUACCUAGAAACAGCGCUUCUUCACAACCUGUGCAGUAACCGGUCUGCCCAUGUCUCUGCCCCUGCGCCUUGCCCUCUGUAACCCUGUAGCUCCAGUUGACCUCCUGUACUGCUCAUCCUAUUCUGUGUUCCAAGUGCCAAUAACUUUGUGAAAGCCCUGUAACUGUGACCCAACAUUAUCAAAGGUAAUUGCACAUUAACUGACUGUAAAAUAAAUACAAAUCAUAGAUAAAAUGUCAAAAAUGGAUUAAAUAAUGAAUAUCUUAAUAAAAGAUUUGUAACAAUUUC